Coccidioides immitis RS is the source of this 675-nucleotide messenger RNA. RefSeq lists its product as uncharacterized. NCBI's taxonomy places the organism in Eukaryota, Fungi, Ascomycota, Eurotiomycetes, Onygenales, Onygenaceae. The coding region runs from base 1 to 675 and encodes 224 amino acids. The record is from RefSeq and is a predicted model, not a curated record. The transcript is spliced from 4 exons.
AUGUCUUCAGCAGGGUCAAGGCGCUCCUCUAGCUUUACCGUGUGGCAUGCUCCCGCUCGGACUCGAAGAAUAGGGAUCCAUUAUCCACGAAUUCGUGAGUGCGUCGCAACCUUCAUUCGCUCUCUUCGGCGGGUUCUCAUUGAGAUCAUUGACCUUGAUCAGAGGGAUAUGACCCACAGGAAUGCUUUGAAUUCGCUUUUUUCAAUAGGACGGUUAAAUCGUUCCACGAUUUAUACCAUUAUUGGAAAACGACCAAUCGGCAUGAGUCGUGUCCUAGAUGAACGUGCGUUUGAUCUGUUCAAGCCCAUCAUUGUUGCGACGUAUGCGAUCCGUAUUUCUAGAAUAAAAACAAUCUCAGAUUGCGCCCACUUACUCGUCGACAUCGAGGCCCCCAGUGUUACGGCUACAAGCGAUUUUUCCCGUCCUUUUUCAGCAAUGCUUAUUCGCCUAGAAGCCGGUGCCUGUGCUAGGGGCACUGGGCUCCGUUUAAUUACUCUUCCUGUCGUUAAAUGUCACUCCGCCCAUCGACAAUCAGGCAUUUCCCCGUACUGCUAUCCUUCAUGUGAACGUGUUUUUACUACGCUUUCGGGAACCUGUCAGCACGCAGAAUAUUUCCUCUCGGUCGUCGAGCCCCACGUCGAGGCGCACUUUUUGUUGCCCUUAUCGGUAUAUUAA